AUCUUACUUUAUAAUACUUUUAAUGAUGAACUUGCUGGAGAGUACCUUCGUACGGUUUACGAGCAUUGCCCGAAUAUUAAAUCAUUAUCCUUGGGGGUCAUUUCUGAAUUUGCUACGGAAUUUGAAAAUUUAUUGAUGAAAUGUUAUCGGCUUCGAAAGAUUUUCAUUCAAGGGUUAACUAUUGCAAACAUAUUCGUAAGUACCGAUUUAUCAUUAUUAUUUGAUAUAUUGGUUGAAAUCGCUCCAGAUUCCUUACAUGAAAUUAGUAUUGUGUAUCGGAAUAACGUUUCGAAGGAUGAUUUGGAAGCCUUUUUCGAAAAUUGGAGAGGUCGGGAACCGAUCAUUUUAAAUUUCUAUGUAGAACCUUGUCACAAAUUGAAUUUUGAGAAAUUAAUUAGUGUAUUUGAAAAAUAUGAGGAGGAGGGUGUGCUAAAGCGUUAUGAUGCUUUGGAGGAUUAUGGUGAUUUUAUAGAAUUGCUUCAGAAUUAG
Molecule: messenger RNA, 489 nt
Organism: Funneliformis mosseae
Lineage: Eukaryota; Fungi; Glomeromycota; Glomeromycetes; Glomerales; Glomeraceae
Source: the annotation of a GenBank genome assembly